Molecule: messenger RNA, 624 nt
Organism: Pedinophyceae sp. YPF-701
Lineage: Eukaryota; Viridiplantae; Chlorophyta; Pedinophyceae
Source: the annotation of a GenBank genome assembly
AUGCGCCGCUGCCUGCUUGCCGCCCGCGCGGCCCUGUCCCCGGCGCUGAGCCCCCCUUGCAGCUCCCACGCCCUGCGUGCGUUCGCGGCGGCGUCCACAGGGGACCGCGUGUGGCGCGUCUACCUCAGCGGCGAAAUCCACAGCGACUGGCGCGAGCGCAUCGCGGACGGUCUCCACAAGCGCAACCUCCCGGUGUCCAUUGUGUCCCCGAUCUGCGUGCACGAAGACUCCGACGACUGCGCCGCCAUCAUCCUCGGCGACGAAGACAAGCGCAUGAACUACGACGGGAAGGGCGCGCGGAUGAACGCCAUCCGCACGCGCACGCUGCUCGAGGACGCCGACGUCGUCGUCGUGCGCUUCGGGGAGAAGUACCGUCAGUGGAACGCCGCCUUCGACGCAGGCAUGGCGGCGGCGAUGGGCAAGUCGAUCAUCACGCUGCACCCGCCCAGCCUGGGCCACAUGCUCAAGGAGGUCAACGCGGCGGCCAUGGCGGUGUGCGAGGAGCCGGAGCAGGUGGUGAACACGCUCGACUACUGCAUCACGGGCCGCCUCCCGGACAAGCCGUGGACGGAGGGGUUUGUGCCCAUUGCUGACCGACUGGGCAAGGGCAACCCCAACCCCUGA